Molecule: messenger RNA, 1615 nt
Organism: Pomacea canaliculata
Lineage: Eukaryota; Metazoa; Mollusca; Gastropoda; Architaenioglossa; Ampullariidae
Exons: 10
Coding region: 604-1428 (274 amino acids)
Molecular function (GO): carbohydrate binding
Source: RefSeq, a predicted model, not a curated record
GCCAUUUGCCUCAUUAUUCCCGCGGCCCGGGCGGGAGAUAAAACCAAUCUUGCCCCAGACAGAGAAGGAAUUAUGACCCUAUUUCGCUGGCUGCCAGAGUCUUCCAUGUUUUCUUGACGGGGGCCAAACCUCUGGCCUUUUGUAGUGGUCGUGUCUGCAAAACUAGAUUUCCUUUCUUCCCCAAGACGGAUCGCGAAGAGGAAUAAUUUACUUACGACUUGUAUCUGAGUGUGUUGGCCGUUUUGAUGGAAAGGUUGGCCAGCGCCAAGCUCGUGUCUCAAGCAACACACCAGCAGAGGCAGCAGCAGCAGCGACAGAUGGGAGCCCACGUGACCUGGGCCGCGUCUCAGGCGGGAGAGUGGAAAGGUUAAAAUUUCCCCUUGGGUAUCUCACAUACUAAGGAUGUGACACAGAAUGCUACACAGCCACAACUGUUGGCUGUCAGGGAGAGAGACCACAUCAAAGUUUGAGAUAUAAAGAAGUAUUAUCGUGAUCAAAAGCUCCCCAUGCAGUUCAGAAUGUUUUCUCCCUGGAGGACCCUGCAAGGCAGUUGUGUCUUGCUCCUGGUGGCAUUCACAUCUUUGUGUUUAUCACAGUCAGGUGAUGGAGAUGAUGAAGAUGGCUAUAAUGAGAGGACAGCCUAUGCUUGUGAAUAUGGGAUGCUCACGUCUAGAAUGCCCUGCAGGAUCUGUCAUCCGAAUAAACCGAGCAAACUAUGGUCGAUUCUCCCUGAAAUUGUGCAAUCCGCAAGGCCGCACCGAAAACAUGGAUGUUACAUGCCAGAACGUCAAAACCACAGACAUUGUGUCCUCAGAGUGUGAUGGUCAUCAGCGAUGCGAAUUUCUAGUAAACAAUGACAUAUUUGAGGACCCUUGUCCUGGUACAAGCAAAUACAUUGAAGUGCGCCAUCACUGCAGUCCAGUUCAGAAUGUUAAUCACGGCUCAUCAAGCAGGCCUUCUCUUAUACAGAUAGACGGCAAACCUCCCUGGUCGGUUUCAUCAGUGCCAGUCCCAGAAAAUGUCCGUGUAUGCCAAAGGCUAUAUGAAACUGGUUUCAUAUCUUGGAGUAUGCCUCGUGAUGGUGCCAGCACAGUGUACAAUAAGUUCAAGCUCAAACUCAGGAAAGUAAAUGAAACAGUAACAGAAGAGAGAGAAAUCAAUCUUGGAAACCCAGAAAAUGGUCGAUACAUCUAUGAACUUGGCUCUGAUGUAUUAAGCACAGAAUUUGCCUUGAAAGCUGCAACUGCUGAUGGAGGCUGGGGGGAUUACAGCCCUUUUGUCCGGCCAGAAACUUGUCCCAUCCCUCCAGAGAUUGCGCCUAAGACAUCUUCAAGGUCCUAUGUGCCAGUGCCAAGAAACACUCAUGUGUGCCAGCAUCACCUAUCCUCCAAUUCUGUUAGUGGACAUUUUUUGGGACAUGCCUUAUGACAGUGCCAAUACCAUCAGUUACGAGUUUAUGCUCAAGUACAGGAGAGUGAAUGCUGCAGAAGUAGAAGAGGAAAAUAUUAGUGCUGCCGAUUUGGAGCAUGGGGCGUAUACUUACUCUCUAAGACCAAAAGAACCACAUGCACAGUAUGAAUAUGCAUUAAAAGCCAGAACUGCCAAUGGGGACUGG